GGCAAAACCUCGUGAUAACCCAGGCACAGUGAUGCGAAAGUGGCGACGUGAGGUGAGCCCGAAGGAAAUGACUGGACCCAAAACAAAGCACGAGCGAGGGAUAAAGUAUUACAAAUAAUCACGUCUGAAUGAUGAUGUUUUAACUGUGUGCUCGUGAGAAAACAUGCCCGCUUUGUCCAUUACGCAGUCCAUCAGCUGGCGCGGCUCACGGCUCUGCUCCUCUCCUCUGGAUUGUGGAUUGUGACAAGUGCCGGGACAGCGACCAAACAGGACCGGGACUACAACAGGACCUGGACUGUCACUCCGUCCGCUGCCUUUGAACGGGGAGGUUCCUCCAGUUUUCGCCUGACAGCACACCUCCCGGAGCCAAGACGUUGUUCCGCGUAGAGCCGGGUUGCCUCAGUCCGAGCAGCGCAGUCCGUGUGGGAAGGUCGGCACUCGGCGCCCUGCAGGCCGGAGACAUGAUGGUCCACUGUGCCGGGUGCGAACGGCCCAUCCUGGACCGGUUCCUCCUCAACGUGCUGGACAGAGCCUGGCACGCCAAGUGCGUCCAGUGCUGUGAGUGCAACUGCAACCUCACCGAGAAGUGCUUCUCCAGGGACGGAAAGCUCUAUUGCAAAAUGGACUUUUUCAGGCGGUUUGGCACUAAGUGCGCGGGCUGUCUGCAGGGAAUCUCGCCAAACGACUUGGUGCGCAAGGCGCGCAGCAAGGUGUUUCACCUGAACUGCUUCACCUGCAUGGUGUGUAACAAGCAGCUGUCCACGGGAGAGGAGCUCUACGUGAUAGACGAGAACAAGUUUGUGUGCAAAGAAGAUUAUUUGAGCUCCGGGGCCAUUAAGGAAGUCAACUUGAACUCAGUGUCGUCGUGUACUGACAGGAGUUUAUCGCCGGAUCUGCAGGACCCAAUACAGGACGACAUAAAAGAGACGGACAAUUCAACGUCCUCAGAUAAGGAAACGAACAAUAUUGAGAACGAGGAGCAGAACUCCGGGGCCAAAAGGCGGGGGCCCCGGACCACCAUCAAGGCCAAGCAGCUGGAAACGUUAAAGGCCGCGUUUGUCGCCACGCCGAAACCGACCCGGCACAUCCGAGAACAGCUGGCCCAGGAAACGGGACUAAACAUGCGGGUGAUCCAGGUCUGGUUCCAGAACAGAAGAUCCAAAGAGCGACGAAUGAAGCAGCUGAGCGCUCUGGGCGCCCGGCGGCACGCCUUCUUCAGGGGCCCGAGGAGGAUGAGGCCCCUGGGAGGCCGGCUGGAGGAUGCGGACAUUUUGGGACCUGGGGCUUAUGGUUACUAUGGAGAAUACCAAGGUGACUAUUACGGACCAGGAAGCAACUACGACUUCUUCCCCCACGGCCCUCCGUCCUCACAGGCUCAGUCUCCAGCCGAGUCCCCCUACAUCCUGGGCUCCGGCCCCGGAGCCAUGGAGGGAUCGGGCCACCACCCUUCAGACGACCAAAGGUUCACGGACAUGAUCUCCCACGCGGAAACCCCCAGUCCGGAGCCGGGCUUACCGAGCUCCCUGCAGCCUGUCCCGGGGGAGGCGUACGGUGGCGGACCCAGUCCUCCUUUCUCCUUGGCCAGUAACUCCAGCUACAGCGCUCCCAUGUCCCACCAAGGCCAGGAGAUGGGAGAAACCACAGCCUGGUAAAGGAUGAACCGCAGGGACUAUUCCUGGGCUGAAUGUUCAGCCUCGUUAAUU
This is a messenger RNA of Seriola aureovittata, 1703 nucleotides long. It is a transcript of the gene lhx5, whose product is annotated as LIM homeobox 5. Gene Ontology annotation, biological process: regulation of transcription by RNA polymerase II; neuron differentiation. Gene Ontology annotation, cellular component: nucleus. Lineage: Eukaryota; Metazoa; Chordata; Actinopteri; Carangiformes; Carangidae. The record is from RefSeq and is a predicted model, not a curated record. The transcript has 5 exons. Gene Ontology annotation, molecular function: DNA-binding transcription factor activity, RNA polymerase II-specific; RNA polymerase II transcription regulatory region sequence-specific DNA binding. The coding region runs from base 462 to 1652 and encodes 396 amino acids.